GAUACAUUAGAGGGUUUCACAUUGAUUCGUCGUUAUCCAAAAGGGAUUUCGUUUCUGCUUUGCACUUUUAAGACACUCUUCUACUCUGUUGCCCCUUACAUGUAUGGCCUUAUGAUGAUGGCGCAGACCAUCAGUGUGUUCAUGACUGUGGGAGUGUCGGUGCAUCGCUACAUCGGUGUGUGUCAUCCGUACAAGUCAGUCGAGUGGCUUCCAAAAAAGCGUGUCACCACAUUCAUCAUCAGCCUCGUCGUCUUUAGUAUUCUAUUCAACACUACACGCUUUUUUGAGGUAAGAAAGUAG
This is a messenger RNA of Ostertagia ostertagi, 300 nucleotides long. The record is from the annotation of a GenBank genome assembly. NCBI's taxonomy places the organism in Eukaryota, Metazoa, Nematoda, Chromadorea, Rhabditida, Trichostrongylidae.